GAGAACGGAAAGCUUAGCAAUGGCGAGUGAGCAAGACAUGAGCAGCUGGACCGAUCUUCUCCACUCUUCCUCCAAGCUUCUCGAGCAAGCUGCUCCUUCUGCUCAGUUUCCUCCUCUCCAGAGAAACUUGGAUCAAUUAGAAGCACUAUCAAAGAAACUCAAGGCAAAAACCUUAAGAACUGAGGCUCCUUCCCAAUCUAUUGCUGCCACACGGUUACUUGCACGUGAGGGAAUCAAUGCUGAGCAGCUUACACGCGAUCUGAAGUCUUUUGAAUUGAAGACCACGUUUGAGGAUGUUUUCCCUGCUGAAGCAACAAGUGUUGAGGAGUAUCUGCAGCAGGUUCAUGAGAUGGCAAUGGUUUCGGCCAUCCAAGAAGCUCAAAAAGAUAACCUCCGAAGUUUUAAUGAUUAUAUGAUGAAAGUGUUGGAGGAAGACUGGCAAAAAGAAAAACGUGACUUCUUACAGAGCUUGAACAGGAUUUCAACAUUGCCUAAGGCUAACAUGAUUGAUAAAAGCAUUAGUGGUUCUCAUUCUGCGCAAAUAGUUUCCAUGGCUUCUAGUUCUCUGGUUUCAUCAGGUCCUUCUGGCAUGGAGCUUGUACCUUUAGCUAGCAAGCCAGUUGUCGAGAAAAAAAUGUCAGUAUAUGCUGAAGUUGUUAGAAAUUUGAACAAUGCAAGACAAAAGGGCUUGCCAUAUAAACCUGCCACAGCUUUUAAGGCUGCUUAUGAGAGUUUGGGUACUGAAGCAUCUGGUGGCAAAUCAGUUAACAUGCAGAAAAUGUGGCAUCUUAUUCAGGCAUUAAUGGGUGAGGAUUCAACAAUGCAACGGAGUGUCUCAAGAAAGAUGUCAUUAGUAAUUGGUGCGAGGAAUCACCUGGAAUGGGGACAUGAGAAAUACAUUAUGGAUACAUUACAAAGCCAUCCUGCGCAAGCUGCUCUUGGUGGAGCUGUUGGAAAUUUGCAUAGAGUUCGUGCCUUUCUCCGGAUUCGUUUGAGGGAUUAUGGAAUUUUGGAUUUUGAUGCUGGUGAUGCUCAAAGGCAGCCUCCUGUUGAUACUACUUGGCAACAGAUUUACUUUUGCUUGAGGUCUGGUUAUUAUGAUGAAGCAAGACAAAUUGCCCUCUCGUCCCGUGCAUCUCAUCAGUUUGCUCCACUGCUUACGGAGUGGAUUAACAAUGGAGGCAUGGUUCCAGCGGAUAUUGCAGUUGCUGCUGCAGAAGAGUGUGAAAAAAUGUUCAGAAUGGGCGAUCGGGUUGGUCGGGCUGCAUAUGAUAAGAAAAAAAUGUUGCUCUAUGCUAUCAUAUCUGGUUCUCGCAGGCAUAUUGACCGUCUCCUCAGAGAGCUACCGUCGCUUUUUAGUACUAUAGAGGAUUUCCUGUGGUUCAUAUUGGCUGCAGUACGUGACCUUCCUGGUGGAACCUCGUCAGUCAUUAUGAAUGAGGGUUUAUUACCAUACAGUCUGGAUGAUUUGCAAGCUUACCUAAACAAAUUCGAGCCAUCAUAUUACACAAAAAAUGGAAAGGACCCUCUAGUAUACCCGUAUGUCUUGCUUUUAAGUAUCCAGUUGAUAUCAGCUAUUUUGUAUUUGUCAAAAGUAGGUGAUGAAGAAUACAACAUUGAUGCUGUCCACAUAGCAAUUGUGCUAGCAGACAAUGGUGUCCUCUCUGAUGGUGCUGGAGCUGGGCAAAAACCUGGGGUGAUGGAUGUUUACGCCGAAGCAUCCAGCAUUAUUAAGCAGUAUGGCUCUAUGCACCUACGGAUUGGUAACCUCGAAAUGACUCUAGAAUAUUAUGCGCUAGCUGCUGCUGCAGUGGGCGGUGGGCAUGUGUCAUGGACUGGGAGAGGCAGUAUGGAUCAGCAAAGGCAGAGGAACUUAAUGCUGAAGCAGCUUCUUACUGAGCUAUUGUUACGAGAUGGUGGGAUCUAUUUUUUACUUGGUUCAAGAGGUGCUGGAGAGGAAGGUGAACUGGGGCGAUUUUUGACUGAUCAUAAAUCAAGACAACAGUUUCUACUUGAAGCUGCACACCAGUGUCAAGAGGCAGGGCUGUAUGACAAAUCUAUAGAGAUUCAGAAGAGAAUUGGGGCAUUUUCUAUGGCGUUGGAUACAAUAAAUAAGUGCCUAUCCGAAGCAAUUUGUGCUCUAACGCGUGGUAGAUUGGAUGGCGAGAGUCGAACUGCGGGUCUCAUUCAUUCUGGAAAUGAGAUCUUGGAGACUUUCAAAUAUUAUCCUGAAGUCAGUCUUCAAGAGAGGGAAAAUGUUUUGGAGCAGCAAACUGUAUUGCGGCAGCUUGAGGCAAUACUAUCUAUCCACAAGUUGACAAGACUGGGCCAGUACCUUGAUGCUCUAAGGGAAGUUGCCAGGCUUCCAUUCCUUCCAUUGUAUCCACGAGCACCCGAUAUUACUCCUGAUGUGUUUCAGAAUUUGUCCCAUCAUGUCCAAGCUUGUGUGCCGGACUUGCUAAAGGUCGCUCUAACUUGUUUGGACAAUGUGACCGAUACAGAUGGGUCACUUCGUGCGAUGAGAUCAAAGAUUGCAACCUUCCUUGCUAAUAAUCUGCAUCAGAAUUGGCCACGUGAUUUAUACGAAAAGGUUGCAAGAAGCUUGUAAAACGAAUUGCUGGUGGUGCCGUUGGGCCAUUUGCAUGAUGCGGAGGCUGGAGAUGGCCAGAACUUGCUUAUCUGUGAGAUAUUUGUUCCAUUUUUAACGAGUUGAGUUGAUAUUUGAGUCAAUUUUAGUAUAGCCUACGAAUUUAACCGUGUCUUGUAUGUGCAUUUAUGUUGUUAGUGUAUUGUAAUGUACACGCAUGCCGGUAGAAUCUCAUAAAAUCAACAAAUGUCGGUUUUAAUUAUUUAGUUUGCUCAGAGUAACCAUAAUUUUCAUAUUUGAACAUAAUUUCAAGAACAUUGAAUGUCUAUCAAGUAUCAAGCUCGUGUAA
Hibiscus syriacus is the source of this 2936-nucleotide messenger RNA. Its product is annotated as nuclear pore complex protein NUP93A-like. Bases 20 to 2608 code for a protein of 862 amino acids. The record is from RefSeq and is a predicted model, not a curated record. The transcript has 15 exons. Gene Ontology annotation, molecular function: structural constituent of nuclear pore. Gene Ontology annotation, biological process: protein import into nucleus; poly(A)+ mRNA export from nucleus. Lineage: Eukaryota; Viridiplantae; Streptophyta; Magnoliopsida; Malvales; Malvaceae. Gene Ontology annotation, cellular component: nuclear pore.